Pomacea canaliculata is the source of this 1902-nucleotide messenger RNA. RefSeq names its product serine/arginine-rich splicing factor 3-like. NCBI's taxonomy places the organism in Eukaryota, Metazoa, Mollusca, Gastropoda, Architaenioglossa, Ampullariidae. The coding region runs from base 425 to 901 and encodes 158 amino acids. The transcript is spliced from 5 exons. Gene Ontology annotation, biological process: mRNA splicing, via spliceosome. Gene Ontology annotation, molecular function: RNA binding. The record is from RefSeq and is a predicted model, not a curated record. Gene Ontology annotation, cellular component: nuclear speck.
AAUUUCAUGUCGCCUGGGUGUUAUAGGAGCUCAAACUAACAUAAGGAAUGCAUUCCUUGUGGUGAAAUCUUUGUGUACGAUGUCCGACAAACAUUUUAUAUUAAUGACUAAAGACUGUAGUCAUUUGGCGAUUUGAGGAUGAUCAGUGGUUCGAAUUAGUACAGACCAAAUACCCCACCCACGUUUGAUAAAAAAAAAGUACUCAAACGUAGCUUUCUACAAGUUAUUUUUCGGUUAAGAAAAAACAUAAUUAUAACCAUCUUUGUUAUGAAAUUCUAGAGAAGGAUGGGUGUCGCCACCUUACGUUAGCAGUGGAAUGACUUCCCCUGAUUUGCCGCUCGCUACUUCCUGCUCUAUAUAUCGUCCGUGUGACGCCACGCGUUCAAUUUAACUGUUAUUUUUCAGAGUGUUUGUUGUCUGCAAGAUGUCACACCCAAGAGACUGGAAUCUAGACUGCAAAGUCUAUGUGGGAGAACUUGGGCAUGGUUGCCCGAAGCAUGAACUUGAGGAAAAAUUUUCAAAAUAUGGUACACUAAAGAAUGUGUGGGUAGCCCGGAGACCAGCUGGAUUUGCUUUUGUUGAGUUUGAUGAUCCUCGUGAUGCAGAAGAUGCUGUUCGAGCUCUGGAUGGAACGCGAAUCAAUGGCCGCAGAGUUCGAGUUGAAAUGUCUACUGGAAGGUCACGCAGAGGUAGAGGAUUUGGAGGUCCUCCACCAAGGGGACGACCUGUGUAUGAUGAAUAUCGGUUCUCACGCAGGUCACCUUCACCACGUAGGCCACGCAGCAGAAGUCGAUCCUUUUCUCCUGUUCGUGGUAAACGGAGUAGUCGCAGUGGCAGUCGAGACCAUGUCCGCCAGCACAGUGCAAGCCGAAGUCCCACUCGCAGCCGGAGCAGAGAUUGAGCACCAUGUGUCAUCAAAAAUUGUUGAGGAUUCUGUUUGUUGGAUGUAAAUGUGGUACCUUUUUUCAUCUUCCAAAAAUUGUGCUGUGUAUAUUCUUGAUUCACUCUUUGACCACAAAUCAGACAAACCAAAGGGGUCUCUAAAUCACAUUGAUACAUGUAGUUCAUGGAUCGUUUUUGUAAUUUGUAAUUGGUCUUUUUUUAAUCCCAAUGUUUUUGUUCAUUCCACAAUAGACAUUUUAUAUAAAAACACCAUCCAUGUGUCUAUGACUAUAGGAAAUGUUGGCAUUAAAACAAUGCUCAGACCUGAAAUUCUGCGUUAGUGGUGUGGACAGUGCAACUUAGCCAGUUUUGAAACCUGUAACAUGUUUGCCCUAAUCAACCCCCUUUCCCUUGUCUUGUACAAGGAAAGACUUGGGUGGUUCAUAAAUGAUUUUGUGCAUUCUCUUUUAGUUUAUGAGUAGCCUGGGGGUUUUUUUUUUUUUUUUUGGCUAUAUAGAAAAAAAAUGUCUUUGCUUUUAGUUUCUUUUAUAAGAUUAUUGGCAUCCUAAAUGAUUCUAGCCACACUAAAAUUCUCUAUAGCUAAUGUUAGCAUUUGAGUGUCUUUCAAAGUAUCAGUGCCAUUUCUUUAAAAGCCUAAAUUUCUAAUUUAAAAGAUUUCUGAUAAAUGUAGGCAUUAAUUUUAAUCCAUGCAAAUCAAACCCUGUGCAACCUUACAAAAUGUCUUAAAAAUUUCUGUUGAGUUUCCACCUAAGGUAUUGAAUGUGGAAAGCAGAAAUAAAAAGUAAAUGUGGGUAGAUAUUUACAUCACUUAUGUAAAAUUGUAUACUUCCCACUCAACCAUUGCACUUUAAUUUUGGAUGGGCAUCUCUAGCUUAAGCCACUUAUAAACUUAUCGAAACCGAAAAAAUGUUUUUCAUUCUUCAAAGACUUCAUGAAUAUCUGUUAUGUGUUCUGUGUUUUUAUGGUUGUAUGCUGCAAAUAAAUUUUAUCCAAGAAUUU